UAUAUUCCACUCUACAUUCAUUAGACAAGAGCUAUCAAUCCCAAAGUCUUGAAUUCUCGAUUCACUCCUCAGUUCAAUACUGACAAAAUAGAUACGUAUCAUAAAUUUGUUCAAUUACCCCUAUAAACAAUAAAUAGAACCGUAAAAAAAAACAAAUACAUAAAUAAUACGUAAUAAUAAAUAGCUACAUAAAAAAAUCGCUACGUAUUCCAAAUUUUUUCAAUGAUCUUUCUCGAAUCGUCAAUCGUCAAUCUCGAACUAUUUUCACUGUCCCCCCUCUACUCAAUCCUCCUCUCCGCGCCUGAUAAAUAAAAUAUUAGCCGGCAGUCAAUUCAAAUUCAUUAUUCGGCGAACGACGCGAAGUCAAUUGACACAAGUGCCCUCGACUCCGGCUUCGUGGUUCCUAUUUUAUCGUAAACUGUACGUCAGUCAACAAAAUUACACUUACAGUGUAAUUACCGGAUUGCUAAUUCACUGAUUACAGUGAAAUUACUUAAUCGAUGUUGAGUAGAUAAUACACAAUAAUUUUGGUGUUUUGUUCAAACAAUUUUUUCGUAAUUCGCGAGUUACCUCGGAUAAUGAGCGCAAGUUCGUUGCAUUAUUCCAUUAUUUCUAUUGCGGGUAUUACUAUUGUUACCGUUAUCAUCCAAGUGCUGUGCAUAUUCUGAUACCGGAUUUCGUAUCGACUGAUUUAUUUCGAGAAAAUAGGAUGGUUCACGCAAUGCGCAAGUGAUCCACGUGCUUCGGACAGCGCUGUGAAGUGGGGAAGUGGCUCGUGAAUUAUAAGAGGAAAUGUUAUCACUCGUUUUCGGAUUAUCAGAAUUUCUGGGCUUUCGGCGCGUGGGUCACACGUGCUCCCCGACCGGGGCGGCAUUUCCGGGUAAAUGGUGAGGUUACAUUCGUCCGGGUGAGAGGGUGUGAUAGAUAUAAUAGCUAUUUGCGAGGAAAUGCUUCAACGUUUAUGUAAUAGGCAUUGGUACGCAUUUUUGGAUUAUGGGUUUCAGACGAAAGUUCUUCGUUCGAGGAAGUCUUUUGGAGCAGAUCCAGAAGAAUGUGCGGUACAGUUCAUCCCUGAAAAUUCGCGACCAGGAAUUCCUCCAAACAGACCCAGAAGCAGACCGUUCGUUUAAAUACUCAGACAUGUCGGUGACACUGGCACCACCCCACAUGCUCCAGCCGAAGCCGAACGUCAGUGAUCUUAGCUUUGGCAAAUACUUCACGGAUCAUAUGUUCAGGGUUUAUUAUCAUGAAGCACUUGGGGGCUGGCAGACCCCUGAGAUAACCCCUUUAGAAAAUUUAGUUUUCCAUCCUGCUGCUAAAGUACUUCAUUAUGCCAUUGAAGCAUUCGAGGGGCUGAAGGCAUACCGAGGAGUCGACGGAAAAAUCCGUCUAUUCCGUCCAGAGCUGAACAUGGUGCGUAUGAACGCAUCAGCCCGAAGAAUGGGUCUGCCAGCAUUCAACGGGAUAGAGUUCAUAAAAUGCUGCACCAGACUAAUCAGUAUCGACCAGGAAUGGGUGCCCCAUUCAGAGUCUUCCAGCCUCUACGUAAGGCCGACGAUAGUGGGCAUUGAUCCGACCCUGGGAGUUGCCUCAUCAGAGUCAGCACUGCUGUACGUGAUCCUUUGUCCAGUGGGCUCUUACUUCGCUGGGAACAAAAGUGCGGGGGGGGUUUCGUUGCUGGCUGAUCCCAGGUACACGAGGGCAUGGCCAGGGGGCUGUGGAGACCGAAAAGUUGGGAGCAAUUACGCACCAACGAUCAGGGUGCAGAAGGAGGCUGCCGAGAAGGGACUGCAGCAGGUUCUCUGGCUCUACGGAGAGGACCACCAGGUGACGGAAGUUGGGACUAUGAAUAUUUUCAUGUUUCAUAUUAACGAGGCUGGAGAAAGAGAAUUAGUAACACCACCAUUGGAAGGUCUCAUCCUCCCAGGAAUCACCAGGGCCUCGAUUAUAGACGUCGCUCGUGAUAUAAAUGAGUUCAAAGUAACAGAGAGGACUAUUACCAUGAAGGAAGUUAGUCGACUAGUAGCAGAGAAUAGAUUAUUAGAGAUGUUUGGAGCUGGAACAGCUUGUGUCGUGAGUCCAAUCUCAUACAUUGAAUACAUGGGACGUGGACUCCACGUACCCACGUGCGAUCAGCCAGAGCCACUCUACAAGAAAUUCCUGAAAACCCUCCUAGAUAUCCAGUAUGGCUACGUACCGGGGCAUCCAUGGACAUGGGAAAUCGACUGAUAAACUCACACCUCUCGCAAUUGAUAUUAGCUCGAACACCACAAAUAAAUCUCAACACCUCAUCUACUACUCAUGGACCUGGCAUUUUUGACCAGUCUUGUGAUCCUUUUUGUACUAUUUAUUGUUACUGAGACGCUCAUCACUCUGCGCUGUUGCCAGCCUCGAGGACUUAUUGUACAUAGUUUGAAGAUUGAAGUGAUUAGAAGACGGAUUUCUCCUCGAUUGUGUAAAUAUUGAGGGGCAAUUAACGCGAAAUUUAUGUACCGCCGACGAUCAUUAGUCUAAUUAAGUGUUGAUUUUUCUGUUGAAUUAUUGUUGAAAUUGUUGUGCCUAAGGAUAAGAUGUUUUUAGUAAUUUAAAAUAGUUUGUUCAAUGCGGAAAUAUAUCAAUUUUUUAUAUAAAAUGUUUGUAAAGUUAUUCAGUAAGUUUACGAAUUUGAAUUUUUUCUGUGAAUUAUUCUCUUGGAAUUGUUUCUUGAGAGAAAUUCUUGGGAGGAAGAUUGUUCUGCCGCAAUUCAAGUAAAAAUAUUUUGAAAAAUCAA
This is a messenger RNA of Diachasma alloeum, 2770 nucleotides long. RefSeq names its product branched-chain-amino-acid aminotransferase, cytosolic (gene Bcat). Bases 994 to 2229 code for a protein of 411 amino acids. The transcript has 8 exons. Gene Ontology annotation, biological process: L-valine biosynthetic process; L-leucine biosynthetic process. Gene Ontology annotation, cellular component: mitochondrion. The record is from RefSeq and is a predicted model, not a curated record. Gene Ontology annotation, molecular function: branched-chain-amino-acid:2-oxoglutarate transaminase activity. NCBI's taxonomy places the organism in Eukaryota, Metazoa, Arthropoda, Insecta, Hymenoptera, Braconidae.